AAAUAAAAAACUUUGUGCUGAUUCGAAAUAAAACCAAACGAAGCAUUUGCCGCGAAUUUACAAAAUGAAAUUGUUUUUUAGUGCGAUUUCAACGCUUCAGAUUCCUUUUGUCGCAUCAUCCACGGGAUCCGCACCGCAUUUUUGUCCAUGCCUGAGCGUUGCCGUCCCUCCCACCAACCCUAGCAACAGAGUGAACAUGGCGGCGUCUGGCAACGCAGAACAAUCACCAGAACUAUCUAGGCCGUUAAAGAUACCGAAAACAGAGGUGCCAUCCCCAGAGUCGGAGGAUUUGAGUGACAGUAACCAGUACCACUCCGGCCCCUCCACACCCAACCGCUUCUCGCCGUUGAACGUGGGCUCCGGGGCCGCUGCACGGACGGUGGCCUCAUCCUCCAACAACUACACUGCUUGUCGGGGUAUGUCGUGGACCCCUUCCGAAACGAACGCCCUCAUCGCGGUGUGGGGAAACGAGAGGCUGACGGAAGCCAAGAUGCAGCAGUUGGAAGUCGCGGGCACCAUGUUUACUGGUAAAGCCCCGGGCCCUGCCAUGUACGAGCGGGUGUCCAGAGCCUUGUCGGAGUUGGGCUACGAGAGGACCCCGUCUCAGUGCCGGGAGAGGAUGAAGACACUUCGCCGUUGCUACAGUCGUGUGAAGGAGCAUGGCAUUGGCAAGAGGAAGAGCAGCUACACUAUUGAGCAACUGGAGAAGGUGUUUGGUCAGGGAGGCUGGGAUUCUCAGACCUGUGCGCCAGUGCUGAUCAACAGCAGUGGGCUUUACCAGGAGAUGGAGUCUGAUGGCAGUACCUUGGAAGACUUCUCACAGGAGGACUGGUGCAACCAGGUACUUGAUUCAGCCUUCCAGGAGGGAGACAUGGACGCUGAAGAAAUACAUAUGCCGAAAAGCAGAGCUCUUCAGAUUCAAGCAGAGCUCUCAGAGCAAAUCCAAAAAAAGGAUAUGAUGCAGACGCUGAUCCGUAUCCUAGAGUCAGUGCAGCUCAAAUGGGAACACUUUCAGACUUGGACCGAGUUUUCACGCCUGCACCUCUCGAACAAGCUCGCCAUCUUCGGCGUCGGCUAUGACACUCGUUGGCGAGAAGAUGUACGUUACCAUUAUGCCGAGAUAAGUUCACAGGUACCACUGGGAAAGAGGCUUCGGGAAUUCUUCAAUCCAGAGAAGCCUGAGGGCAAAACCAUUAUGACCAAAGUUCAGAAGAUGAACUGGAAAAAUGUCUACUACAAGUUUCUGGACAUUACCAUCAGUGAGGCGCGCUGCCUCGAGCUGCACAUGGAGGUGGACUGGCUCCCAGUUUCCCUGUUAAGGGAAGCAGGGUCGAGCAUGUCCACAUCCCACUACCUCCUACCUGGGGAUAUCCCCAAGACAUAUGGACUCUACGCUAUCGGUUAUGAGGCGGCGGCAUCAGGUCGGACGUCUCCCCAAAGUGAUAUUCAGAACUGUAGCUUAGCUCACUGUGAGUCAGACAAUUGGGCACCAAGUCAGAUUGAUGGAGACGGGGCAGGGAAUAGUGACAUCACUGGGACUAAAGUCACUUACUGCUACCUUGGUAUUGCUGAAGAUAGGACAAUUCAACAGUGUCUUUUACAAAAUUUUCAGAUUUCCGCAAAACACUACUUCCAAAGUGAGCCCUCCCCGGUGACUCAUUUUUUGCAAGAGAACUGCCGCAGCUGCGUCUUAAAUGAUGAUGUGGGCGGUCGAGCCUUAGCUAGGUGUUUACCCAUUUACAUCAAAUUUAUAGAGGUGGAUCUGGACUUCCUAUCUGCCGGUUCCUUAGUGGAGUGCCUGGAAACUGCUAUUGGUUAUUCUUUGAAGUACAACAACAAUGGACUAUUUUAAUCUCCCACGUUUUGGACACAUUUGUUGAGAAAUGAGUGGGUGCUGCACCAAGCAAAGGUGAUUCGUUCGGUUGUGAUUGGGCCUUAAGACUAAAUUUGAUCAUCCACACUCUGUGCUUAAAUGUUUCGUCAUUCGAAAUUUGAACAUUUAAAAAUCUGCAACUCUUAUUUA
Hippocampus comes (tiger tail seahorse) is the source of this 2023-nucleotide messenger RNA. It is a transcript of the gene msantd2, whose product is annotated as Myb/SANT DNA binding domain containing 2. Bases 65 to 1852 code for a protein of 595 amino acids. NCBI's taxonomy places the organism in Eukaryota, Metazoa, Chordata, Actinopteri, Syngnathiformes, Syngnathidae. The record is from RefSeq and is a predicted model, not a curated record. The transcript has 4 exons.